AUGCGCGAAAUCUAUUGCGGUGGCUCACUGCUCGAAGCAGUCCAGAAAGCCAAGAUUUUUCACGAUUGCAAACAUUUCGUCGACAUGCCACUCAAAGUUGAUGCACAAUCGACUUUGCACGACUGGCAAGCGUUGAUUUCGUGCGGAGGACAGAUCGAUGAGGGUGCAUUGCGGCACUUCGUCGAGAGCCAUUUCGAUGAGCCAGGAGGCGAGUUGGAUGCGUGCCAGCCGAGCGACUUCGAUCCGGAGUGCGGCAAAUUCGAAACAAUCAACUGCCCCUCCUAUCGACAAUGGGCCAAGGAAUUGCAUCGCAAAUGGCCAACACUUUGCCGCAAGGUAAGCAUGCAUUUUCAAUUCGUACACAUUUAGUU
Messenger RNA from Gongylonema pulchrum, 371 nucleotides. Lineage: Eukaryota; Metazoa; Nematoda; Chromadorea; Rhabditida; Gongylonematidae. The record is from the annotation of a GenBank genome assembly.